AACGACAUGUAGUAGUGUAUCAGAAUGUGCACAUAUUACAUGUCAUACUGGAUAUCCCAGGUGUCUACGUGGGGUGUGCAGAUGUCAUCCUGAAGUGGCAAUGGCAAGUGAUAAGAUCUCAUGUAGGACUUCAGGAGAUUGUCCUAUUGAUUAUACAAAAUGCAAAGUUGGGAUUCAAAUUUGUACCGGAGGGACAUGCACCUGUGGUGAACAUGAAGAUGGGCUGGCAAGUUCCAAAAUAACCUCAUGUAAGAGUAACGAAGAUUGUCCCAUUGAUCUUACCAAAUGCAAAAUUGGGGUUCCAAUUUGUGUUGGAGGGAAAUGCAGAUGUGGUGAACAUAAAGAUGCAUUGGCAAAUGAUCACUUCUCAUGCCAGAUAUCAUCAGAUUGUGAAGGUCAUCAGAAAUGUGUUGUUGGGUAUCCACUUUGUGCUGAUGGAAUAUGCAUUUGUAGUGAUUAAUUCAAGACAAUGAUCAUCAAGGUGUAGUGAUUUAGGUGACAAGUAUUAACUUAACACAAGAAUUGUGGUAGUUAAAUUUAUGAAGUGCCUUAUUGGCUGAUGAAUUUUAUUUUUAAUUCAAUUAUGUUUACUUGAAAUAAAUGGUAAUUAUAAAUUGGCAUUACUUGGUUGCA
Molecule: messenger RNA, 633 nt
Organism: Capsicum annuum
Lineage: Eukaryota; Viridiplantae; Streptophyta; Magnoliopsida; Solanales; Solanaceae
Product: defensin-like protein 296
Exons: 4
Coding region: 101-460 (119 amino acids)
Source: RefSeq, a predicted model, not a curated record